Messenger RNA from Cataglyphis hispanica, 4615 nucleotides. RefSeq lists its product as uncharacterized. NCBI's taxonomy places the organism in Eukaryota, Metazoa, Arthropoda, Insecta, Hymenoptera, Formicidae. The transcript has a single exon. The record is from RefSeq and is a predicted model, not a curated record. The coding region runs from base 698 to 4279 and encodes 1193 amino acids.
UUUAGUGGACUCGUGGUCGCUCGUGGUUAUUCGGUUCUUUGGCAACUUGAAACACAUAUCGUUCACACUGAUCGUUGCGUGAAUCAUCUUGUGAGAGAUGACAAGUAGUAAAUAAGGGAAGGCGGAAGGGCUGCAUACCAGUGGGAAGGAGACAUUUACGAAAACGUUGCGCAAUCACCUGUGCAACUUGAAUCAAUCCUAAAUUGAAUAGAACGAAAUGUAUAACAUACUCUGUGUAUAAACAAUAUCGCGCGAUAUUUCAGUGCGGGCGAGUGACAUUUGACUUUUAUAUUAGUUAUAUACGGGCGUGAGAAGUUGCCUUUGCCCGAUUGGCGACUGGCGACUUUCCGUUUUUCGUCGCGUACUUCAGCUCGCAUCACUUAUUUCGCGUACCACGUGUAUUUGGGAAAAGGGAAAAUUCGCAUCAAAAUUUGCAGUAAUCGCAUCUUCCCAAUGAAAAAAAUCGAAAAAAGUAUCGAUCCCGCAUCAAUGUGACCUUCGGCCGACACGAAUGAAACAAACAAGAUAAUUAUUUGCGUUCGUCCCCGAAGCGAUAGUUUUGCCGGAUAACGAGAGAGAAUAACAAACACACAGCGAGGACAAACGUUUUUACAUUUACAAACAUUAUUUGCGAAAUAUUUUAUAUACCGAGAUAUCUUUCGUUCGCGCUUAUUGAUCGUCAAGCGGUACAAGAUAAAUGCACAAAAUGCAAAGUGAUCUGCAGAUGCCAUAUCUGCGCGCGAUUCAAGCGGUACCAGGCAAUACCGCGAGUCAGAAGCUAUGUUGGAUUGAAAAGUUAACUUCGUACCGGGCUAGCGGGGAUCCCGAACAACUUCCGCAGGAACUGCUGCCUAUACUGCGAACAGAAAUCGCGGUGAAUGAGAAGAAAUACGAAGACAUAACGACUGCCCUUAAAUCCGAGGAUUGGACGAUAGUGAAUCGUGCUUUUAAAGCCGCCUGGUUCUUCGAUGGCAGCCACAAGAAUAUCGUCAACGCCGAGUACUUUUGUGAACACGUCUUCCCUUAUGUCUCUAUGAAUACGAGGGGACGUAUCGUGAUCACACUCGCAAAUCGAUUGACUGAUCCGGAGUUGGCGCAGCAAUUGUUCACAAAGGUAGCGUCUACUUACGGUAUUUAUAAUGCUUAUCCGUUGAUUGCGGCUUGCGACGAGGCUUUCGUUUAUAAAACAGUCGAGCAGCAAAAGCUCGUAUUACCACUUGGGACUGUUAAAAAGAUUUUCCGCAAGAAUCCGGAUCUUAUCGUGCGUUAUCUGAAAUUAUUAAAACCCGUGAACGCGACCGAACGCCCUCCUUUCCCGGUCGAUAUCCAUAAAUACAAGUUUUUACUGCCCAAAUUAGUGAAAAAGCGACCGGAUGCUUUCGCGGAGCUAAUCGAGAUGCACGAAGCUAAUCCACCAAAAAUUAUUUUGAGUAAUACAUGCGCCGAGAUAUUCUUGAAGAAAGGACAGCGAUACUUGAUUAAAAAACCGCGUUUGUACAUCAAAAUCUUACCGCUUAAAAAGAUCAGUAAAGAACUAAUAGAAAGUAUAUUUAUAAGUCUAUUGCCCGCGAAAAAUUCUUGCUUCGACACAGAUAGAAUUCUCAAGUACUUACAAUAUUAUCCACAAAAUGAAAGAUACAAACUACUCCGUGAAUCUUACAUGGCAAAAUACGGUACUGAACUUCUCGACGAGGACAAAAAUGUAACACCCGCGUUGUUGCGAGUAUUACCUGCCAAAGAACGGAUCGAGCAAGCUAGAAUUAAGCUCGAGAAAGAAAAAUUGCAAGAAGUCCAGUACAACAAUAUGAGAAUCGAGUACGAGAGAGCUUGGAUCUGUUAUUUACCCGUUAACGAAGUGAUACCGGUUAUUAAAGAAAAAAUAAGUAAAGCUUCAGUUGAUGUAGACCGACUUGAUCUCAUUUUCCAAAUGUUUUACGCUUGCAAGAUCAACGAGAAUGAUGAUGCGUUAAUCGACAGUUUGAAAUAUUUUUUAAACAGGCAUAAAAACGAGGAGUAUUACAUAUUUCAGCGAACAAUGGAACAUCUUUUACAAUUAUUCGAUAUAUCUCAAUUAAACGAGGGACAAAACUCCCUUCUUUUCGAAAUCACAAAAUUGUUUUAUGUAAAAUACGAACGUACAGUGGUAAGCAUGAUUGAAGCUAUUAUACAUUUCAGACUUAUUCACAAUAUGCCAAUCAACGAGCUGAUUCGCAUGUUGAUAAAUACAAAAAAAAAGUGGUCCAUAAAUUUCAGUCUACUCAAAAAAUAUCCACAGUACGAGAGAAAAUGUCUUGCAACUUUCGCAGAAAUUAUUCAAGAAAAUCAAGAUAGCUGGCUAACACGUGAACUCGAUUACCAGAAAUACAUCUUGUGCCCCUUCGUCGAGGCAAUGUACGACUUUAACGAAAGAUGCAAAAAAUCGGGUACGAAGAUAGAACGUAUGACAAUUAAAAAUUAUGAUUGGCUAUUAAAUAAUAUACGCGAUUUAUUAUCCGACUCCGAAAGGGAUCUCAAUAUAUGGAAGAUAUUGCAAAAAUGGGAACCGGAAUUGUUUCGCAGCUUGUACCGCCCGAAGGAGCUUGCGGACGUAAAGACGGGCGAGGCGCUCGCUUUAUUGAAGCAAAAUCCGCAAGAUAUACUUCGUAAUUGGAAAAAAUAUUUGGUGAUAUGCAAGAAGCAGCAUUUGUGCACGCAGGUGCAACGUUUCGUCAAAGCCACGCGCUGGUACAAGGACAUACCCAUAAGAUUUGUCAACCAUUGCAUGAAUUAUUUGCACAAACAUAAAGAAUAUAAAGACACGGAUGAGGUGACUUCAAUCUUGACUAUCCUAGCAAUAUUACUUCACGGCGACACGCUGACAAAACUGAUAGAACCGCUCAUACCUACGGAAACAACGAUUAAUGCCAGUCAUCCAGACGCCAGGAAAAAUUACAAACUCGUGCGUCAUUUACCAUUGAUCAUGAGACUUUCCAAUCCGCCAGUACCUCUCGAACUCGUAGCCAAAUUAUGCGAAGGAGAUUACUUAACGAUAGCGCUGGCGACCUUGACAAAUGUGAGCAGGCGAUCUUGUUUGCCGAAAGUAUUGUCAUUUGCGAGCAAGUUGUACAAAAUGCGCGUCGGCGCGCGAAAGCACGGGGUCAGGUUGAUGUAUCAAAUAGCUCCCACGGACGAGCUUACUGAAUUUCUGCGGGAGAUGUGGACUCUCGAGAAUCAUCAUUCGAUACGACAAGUUAUAUUCGAGGCGGUACGAAAACUCUUGUCUAUGGCACCAAACCCGGCCAAUUGGUCUCUAUAUUGCUUAAUAACGCGCACGGUGCGUCUCAAAGAUGAAGCAUUACUUUCGCAAAUGAAACUUCUUCCCAGCUUUCCCAAUGAAUAUGUCUCGAAAUACUUUGAAAUAUGGCUCGAAAUAAUAAAUGAUUUUGAAUUGUUAGGAUUGGACGUUCAGAAGACAAAUAAAUACAUAAUCAGUUUCCUGGAACAGAUUACUGUGCCCGUUUGCAAUCUUCUCUCCGAAAAUUUUGCUCAAGAUAUAAUAAAAAAAUAUUUAUUUAUCAUCGAUGUUAAUGUAUCCGAGGCUGCGAGAUCUUUCUCGAUGUUAUAUCUUUUCCCGAAGGACGAAACAAAAUUUACAAUACGUAGUAAGGAAUUCAUCGAUAUCUUGCAUUCCGUACUGAAGACGCAUUGGGACACGACCUAUCCUAAAAAAUCAUGUUUCUUUCCGUACAAUAACGCCUUACAUCUAUUUGUGGAAGAUUUCGUUGUUAGCUACGUCAACAGAUUUCGCUCAAACAAGUCUACCGAUAUGCAAUUCAUCGAUGAUAUGCUCAAGAUAUUUUCAUCCGUCUUGGUACCUACGCAGGACGUGAGGUCUUAUUUGCUGUUAACGUAUGCGAAAAAACUACAAGAGUGCACGUCAACCAAUAAAUGUUUCGGCCUGCAAUUCGGUCAACAUUUGCCGGAAUUAGUCGAGAUUUUCUCACCAUCAUUAGUGUAUUUCAUGAGCGAGAUUCUCGAUCAUUUCCUGAAUCGCGUAUUUGAAGAUUAUACCAGUUUGGAAGAAUUCAAGCUUACUGUCAUAGAAGGCCUUAUUAAAGCUGAUAACACGGAUUCCUGUUUCAUGGCUGUGACAAUGUUAUCGCCGAUGACUUCGAAGAAUCUUGUGACAAGAUACAAACAACUCAUCGUAAAGUUUCGAGAAAUGAAAAAUCCUGCUAUCAUUAGCAUUUUAUAUGAUCAUUUGAACACGUUGAACUUUGGAAGUAUCGUAUUCGAUUAAACCGAUCGAAAGAAUGGAAUAUCGAGUGAAUUUUAUACGCAAUUUGCUGCGAGGUAAUAUUUUGCAAAUAUAAAUAGUAAAACUUUAUUAUAUACAUAUAAUUGAUAAUUUCAUUAAAAAUAUUUUUAUAGAUGCUAAAAAAGUUUAUGCGCAAAUUUCUCUUUAAGAAACGUACACACAAAGUAAUCGCAAAUAAAUUUUAGAAAAAACUCUUUUUCUUUCUAUUUUGGGAUGUUCAAAGUUUAAGGUUUUUAAUGAACAACAAGUUUUUCAGAGACAAAAAAACCUCGAAUAAAAUAAAAAAGUUGCUACUUAAUUUUAUGUAAAACAGAAAAG